AGCAAUGAUUGAGAUUAAGUUGUCGCACCACCAAUUCCACUACUUUGAGGAUUCAUCGACCUUCAUUUCUAAGGUUGAUAUUAAAGAAUUCUUACUUGAGGAAGAGUUGAAUGUUUCCAUGAUACAAACAUUCAUGAGGCUAUUAUACAAUGAUUUGAGGCCAUCUAGUGAGCUAAUGUUCGGUUGGUUAUGUGCAAGCUUAGUACGAGAUGACAGUUGCGUACAAAACCAAAAGGAGGUGAAAGCAUAUCUCAAGGAUUCUUUGAAAGCAUGUUCUCGUCUUGGACAUAAGAUCAUCCUUUUUCCUUACAUUGAAUCGAACCAUUGGACACUGAUUGCAAUAUGUUUGCCAACUAACGAAGUCUACCACUUCGAUUCUUUGCGUAAAGAAACAAUACAGUCCUUACUAGUCAGAUCAUUGUUAAAUAGGUAGCCUAAUCGAAACUCAAU
Messenger RNA from Beta vulgaris subsp. vulgaris (sugar beet), 450 nucleotides. RefSeq lists its product as uncharacterized. The record is from RefSeq and is a predicted model, not a curated record. The transcript is spliced from 3 exons. Gene Ontology annotation, molecular function: cysteine-type peptidase activity. Gene Ontology annotation, biological process: proteolysis. Bases 5 to 433 code for a protein of 142 amino acids. NCBI's taxonomy places the organism in Eukaryota, Viridiplantae, Streptophyta, Magnoliopsida, Caryophyllales, Amaranthaceae.